GCUCUAACUCCCCCUGAUUGCGACGCGCAAUCAACUUCACCGAGGUUCUGCUGCCUGAAAAUGUUGUUAUGUUUUCAAAUUCACCUAGCUUUCGAGUUCAUGGGGUAAUGAACAAUAUUUGAGCUGCCUAAAGUAAACCGUUUAGGCAAGUAUGUUAUUUUAUCUAUAAGUACAUCGUAUGUUAUCGCACUCGUUUGCGAUCAAGUUCUUAUAGUACUGCUACGCGAUCUCACAAUUUAACUAUCGCUGGUAUACUCCACUCUCUCUGUAUUCGAAGCUCGCUAAUCUGCUUUGACUAUCAUUAUGGAUGACGAAGUUGCUGCCGUUGUUAUUGAUAAUGGUUCCGGAAUGUGCAAAGCUGGCUUUGCUGGCGAUGAUGCUCCCCGGGCCGUUUUUCCUUCCCUUACUGGUCGUCCCCGUCACCAUGGAAUUAUGCUUGGCAUGGGCCAAAAAGACUCUUACGUCGGAGAUGAAGCACAGUCUAAACGGGGUGUCCUUUCGCUCCAUUACCCGAUUGAGCACGGCAUCGUUAACAACUGGGAUGACAUGGAAAAAAUAUGGCAUCACACCUAUUUUAACGAGCUCCGUGUGGCACCCGAAGAACACCCCGUUCUGCUGACAGAGGCUCCCAUCAAUCCUAAAUCUAACCGGGAAAAGAUGACUCAGAUCAUGUUUGAAACCUUCAAUGUGCCAGCCUUCUAUGUCUCUAUCCAGGCUGUGUUGUCUCUGUAUGCCUCUGGCCGCACUACUGGUAUUGUCCUCGAUUCCGGAGAUGGUGUCACGCAUGUGGUUCCGAUCUACGAAGGUUUCUCUAUGCCACACGCCAUCGCUCGCAUGGACUUGGCUGGCCGUGACUUGACAGACUACUUGGCGAGGAUCUUAGCAGAGCGCGGCCAUAGCUUCACCACAUCUGCCGAGCACGAGAUAGUGCGCGAUAUCAAAGAGAAACUCUGUUAUGUAGCGCUUGACUUUGAACAGGAGCUCCAAACCGCCGCUCAGAGUUCCAGUAUCGAGAAAUCCUACGAGCUGCCGGAUGGACAAGUGAUCACGAUCGGCAAUGAGCGCUUCCGGGCACCCGAAGCUUUGUUUCAGCCAAGCUUGCUUGGUAUUGAGCAAGGCGGUAUUCAUGAGACUAUAUUUAACUCGAUUCAGAAAUGCGAUGUCGAUGUGCGCAAGGAGUUGUAUGGUAAUAUCGUCAUGUCUGGCGGUACUACUCUUUAUCCGGGAAUUGCAGACCGUUUGCAUAAAGAGCUUGUGAACCUGUCUCCUUCGUCGAUGAAAAUCAAGACCAUUGCUUCGCCGGAAAGGAAGUACUCGGUUUGGAUCGGUGGCUCGAUUCUUACUUCGCUCUCGACUUUCCAGCAAAUGUGGAUUACGAAACAGGAGUAUGACGAGAGCGGUCCUUCUAUUGUGCAUCGUAAAUGUUUCUAGGUAGCUAUACGAUGGUUAUUGUGGCAUGGGAGGCUAGGGGGAAUCGAGUCCAUAUCAACGAUAGUUGCGUCAACAAUAGGUCAAUGUAAUGCGUUCAUUCAUAUCAAGUAGAUAUGGAAAUUUA
Messenger RNA from Aspergillus caelatus, 1555 nucleotides. Its product is annotated as actin. The transcript has 6 exons. The record is from RefSeq and is a predicted model, not a curated record. Lineage: Eukaryota; Fungi; Ascomycota; Eurotiomycetes; Eurotiales; Aspergillaceae. The coding region runs from base 304 to 1431 and encodes 375 amino acids.